AUGAACAAUAAACUUGCUGAUUUAAUUAGCAACUAUCUUAACGAAUAGAAACAUCUUACAGAUAAGUAUACUAGACUUUUCAAUCAAAUUAAACAAGCUGAUUCCUAUUAUGGUAGGAAUUCUAAUUCUAUAUUAAAUCUUAAGAAAAGAUCUUCCAAUUCAGAUUACAGUUAUAGUUCCAACAAAGAAAAGGUCUAUUGUUAAUUUUGUGGAAAAUAAUACACUAGUAGAUUGCCCCUCAAAAAUCAUAUUGAAAAGUUCCACUUCUAAGAUAACUAUCCUUCUAAACAUGAACUAUCUACCAAAUAGAUCACACCCUAUGAUGAUGAUGACGAUUGUAGAAAUGAGGAAAAUAGUUAUAAUGAAGCAGAUGAAUAAUUAAGACAAAAAUUAUUAAGGAAUGUCUAAGCUAUCGAAAAAAGAGAAAAUUAGAUCCAUCCUUAAGAAGAAGUUAUUAUUAGUGGUAUAGAUUCUGAUUCAGAAAAUUGA
This is a messenger RNA of Paramecium primaurelia, 489 nucleotides long. NCBI's taxonomy places the organism in Eukaryota, Ciliophora, Oligohymenophorea, Peniculida, Parameciidae. The record is from the annotation of a GenBank genome assembly.